This is a messenger RNA of Harpia harpyja (harpy eagle), 3784 nucleotides long. RefSeq names its product zinc finger CCCH-type antiviral protein 1-like. Bases 850 to 2568 code for a protein of 572 amino acids. Gene Ontology annotation, molecular function: NAD+ poly-ADP-ribosyltransferase activity; metal ion binding. NCBI's taxonomy places the organism in Eukaryota, Metazoa, Chordata, Aves, Accipitriformes, Accipitridae. The transcript is spliced from 13 exons. The record is from RefSeq and is a predicted model, not a curated record.
UAGUCAUAAUUGCAAGGGGUAAAUGGAAAGUUGUGAUACAGUUGCACAAACAGGGUGCAGGAAAACACGUAGAAGUAAAACCUGCAAGAUAUCUGAUAGAACUAAAAUCCUGCAGAGCACGCAGGAAGGCUAUGUGAUGGAAGCAGAAUAAUCCAGUAGAACAAGCAAAACUAGAACAAGUCCAGAUCCCAAAAAUAAGAUGUCAAAAGCAAAUGAGAGCAUUCUUUGGGGUGUUAAGGGCAGAAAAGCAAGAAGCAUCCACAAUGAGAGAGGGAAGAUGGGGAAGAAAGAAGACAACCCCCUUCGGUUUCUGCUUCUCUCAGAGGCUAAGAACCAUCAAGGAUAGUAGCCAUCAGUGCUCACUGAAAUUACAUCAGUUCCAUGGCUUUGUAUGCUCCCACCUAAUUUAGAGUAAGUUUGUGAAGGCUAAUUGUUCUGUACAUGAUACUGACAGAUAGCGACGAUGAACUCACCUUUGGUGAUGGGUAUCGUUAGUGAAUAUGAAUCCAGUAAAGAGUUGUUUUGCAAUUGAAACUGGCCUGAUGUUUCAGUCUUUUUAACCCUGCCAUCCCAGCAAUCUUUAAUUCCCUAGUUGACACAUAAAUCUAUAUAUGUUCAAUAGCAACACAGCAUAAAACCCGUUCCUGUUGCUUGGAACAGGGUUUGGGAGAGGAUCUGUGACAGUUCUGGUGCGAUGUUGAGGCUGUCUGCCAGGCGGCUGUGUGUCCUCCUCAAAGCAGGUUCCUUGUUACGGGCUGCUGCUCUGUGCUGCAGGAGCAGAAGUGUUGCUAUGGUGCUUGGCGGGCAAUAUGAAGGAGUUUUUGGUGUGUGAUUUGUUCCCUGGGUCCAAUGCACUGCGUAUCUCUUUUUUUGGUCUGCCAGUUUUACAACAGAAAGGAUAGCACCUGCAGCCAGCAAAACAACUGCAACAGGCUUCAUAUUUGUCGACACUUUCUCCAAGGGGAAUGUAGAUUUGUUCCAUGCAAGAGGUCCCAUAACCUCUUGGAUACUCAUGCGUUGAGAGUGUUGGAAACUGGAGGUGUCGAUAGGAAUAUAGCUUCAAACAUCCAAGCUAUAUGUGAUCACAAGCAUGUGGAAUUCAACAAGGAACUCAAGAAGGGGAAGAUACACAACUACAAACCAAGAGAAAAUGCAUUGAAAAAAACGGCAGUUAGAAGUGUUAAAGAUUCGAUGAUGCAUUUGCAGACAGUGGACUCCACACUGCAUGUGCCACCUUCAGAAGGUCCCAGUAGCAAUGUACCCGGUCAGAGCCAACACCAGUUGCCAACAGGAGCUGGAAGUAAAGACAAAGAUAAGAAAGACGAUUCCUCUGCUAAAGCUUCAAAGGAUAACAAACAAGAUAAGUGUGAUGACAUAUGCGUGUUCUAUGUCUGGAAGUACUGCAGACAUAAAGAUAAAUGCAGAUUUGUUCAUUACCAUUUGCCAUAUCGAUGGCAGGUAUAUAAUGGGAUCACCUGGAAUGACCUUUCCAUGACGGAGGAAAUUGAAAAGGCCUAUUGUGACCCAAAAAAUAGCAGCAUAGCAGAUAAGAACAUUAAUUUCCAGACAAUGACAUGCCGUUCUUCUUCGCUUCGACGCCUCUCUACACCGUCAUCAGUCACAAAACCCACAUUGUUAUUGACUACACAGUGGAUUUGGUAUUGGAAGAAUGACCAAGGCCAGUGGAUUGAAUAUGGGCAACAGGGAGAAGGGAAUAGUGUGAACUCGCCAUCUUCUGCUAUUAUUGAGAAUUUGUAUCUAGCAGAUCCAGAUGCCACCAUAUCUUUCCAGGCUGGCUCACAUCAUUACCAGCUCAAUUUUAAAGAAAUGACCCAGACAAACAUCUCUUUUAAAACUCGAAGAAAGGUCUGUAGGCGACCGAAGUUUGUGUCUUCUGAAGAUGUGCAGAAGAUAAGGAAAGGCCAGAGGGAUUCUUCUAUUCCAAAUCAAGUCUGUCCUGUCCACUGGGAUCAAUCUGCACUGCCUGACUUGGGAUACAAGGCAGUGGAGGUCAGUAAUACAACCUCUGAAUACAACAGAAUAAAGCAACUGUUUCAUCAGACUAUGAAAAGCUACAAGGUCCUUAAAAUACAGAGGAUUCAGAAUCCAUCCCUCUGGAAAGUGUUUCAGUGGCAAAAGGAGCAGAUGAAAAGAGAAAAUGGAGGGAAGGAAGUAAGUGAAAGGCUGCUGUUCCACGGAACCAAGAUCUCCUUCGUGGAAGCCAUCUGCGUUCACAACUUUGACUGGAGAAUUUGUGGAAGCAAUGGAACUAACUAUGGAAAGGGAAGUUACUUUGCUAGAGAUGCUUCCUAUUCCCAUGCAUACUGUCAGCCUGCGGUGAAGACAAACAUCAUGUUCGUGGCUCGUGUAUUGGUUGGAGAUUAUGUUAAAGGCAAUGCAGCCUAUGUUCGCCCCCCGACAAAGUCUGUUGAUGGGCUUCGGUUUUAUGACAGCUGUGUGGACAAUGAGUUAAAUCCAUCCAUUUUUGUUGUGUUUGAAAAAUACCAGAUUUACCCAGAGUAUACGAUAGAGUACAAGGAGGAAGCAGAAAAAUGUAUUGUAUCUUAGAGGGAUCAGAGCUGUUUGUAUCCCUCAUCUUAUUUUCCGUAUUGCAGGUGUUGUCAUACUUGGCGACUUCUUUCUUUUUAAUGCAAUCCUUUGGAAUGUUAAUCCAAAGAAUUUCUGUAUUGUGGAGGGUUGGUAAAACAGAUGUUACAUCUGUUUAGACUAAUUGCCUUGUCUUCUCCUCUUCCUCUCUUAAAUGAAGCAUAGACAUUUGGGUAACCAUAGCAGAAAAAUCAGAAUCAUGGGAUGGGAAAUUGAAAGUUAUGACUUCUGUGGGCAAAUAAUUGUAAAUGCAUUUUCUUAGAAAUAGAGUAGAGAGGAUUUCUCUUUGCAAACAGUUCAGUUAAGAGAAAAAUUAGCAGUACAGUAGUUUUUAAUCAAACUCUCAAGUUUUUAGUAGUCAAAGAUUCUUUUCAGUGCAGAAUACAGCUGUUCUUGAUCCUAUCACAAUUCUAAACAAGUCAGUGUAUGUAAGAAUGACUUGACUUAGUUUUCAAAGUUAACACUUUGCUUGUUAAUGCUGAUACUAGUUUCAAGUUUAAAAUGGUAAAACAAAAAAAUAAAAAGCUUAUUUUAAAUCCAUGUUGUAAGUGCUCAAGUGGAGAAGUUUCAUCUGUACAAUGGCAGCUACCGUUUGGAUCAGAAAAUUGUUGGAUCAGAAACUUUUUGCAGAUCCACAGUAACUUGCUGUGUGACCUACACAAAAAUAGAGCUCAAGUGAAACUGUAAAAGUCACAACGUAUGAAUAAGCAGGUACUAAUAUUUGGUGGUUUGGCUGCAACUAAUGGCCGUAAGUAUAUAAAAACUGUGUCACAACGAGCCAGACUUUCAAGUGAAUGUGGCCACGUAUUUUCUCAAUGUGAGCAUUUGCUUAGCAAAUGCUAUAGGACAGGAGAAACAUCUUAAUCAUUGAUAUUUUCUGUCCUAAUUGUAUACGUUAAUUUUCCAGAAAUUUUUCCAGAAAUAUGUCAUGACUGGAAGAGACCAGUUAUGUUCUCUCGAGGCCAGUGGUAGAACUGCUGUCCUAAGACACUUCGUAUAUGUGUUUUGUUGCCCACAUUACAUUGGGCAACUCUCUGAGAACUCACAAGUGCAGUUCCUCUUCGUGUUUUGACGUCGCUGUGGGUGAUCCUGGAUACUGCUUCCCUGGGUCUGUUUUUUUGAUACACUUGCUUUGUCUUUGUCAGUGAUGUACAAACCUACUAACAGUGGUUAAGUU